AUGGCGACUAUCAAUAUUAGACGUGAUGUUAAGGAUAGCUUUUAUCGUUACCAAAUGCCCAAGCUGCAAUCUAAAAUUGAAGGCAAAGGUAACGGUAUUAAAACGGUCAUUCCUAAUAUGACUGAUAUAGCCAAAGCUUUGGGGAGACCUCCUUUGUAUCUAACCAAGUUUUUUGGUUUUGAACUUGGAGCCCAGACUACCAUUGUCGCUGAUAUGGAUCGUUACAUCGUUAACGGAGCACACGAUGCUACUAAGCUUCAAGAUUUGUUAGAUGUUUUUAUUCGUCGUUUCGUUUUAUGUGCUUCUUGCCUAAAUCCAGAAACGGAAUUGAGCAUUAAUAAGAAGGAUCAAACCAUCACUUAUGACUGCAAAGCUUGUGGUUAUCGUGGAGAGAUCGACGGCAGACACAAGCUUACGGGUGUUAUCGUAAAAAAUCCACCUGCUAAAAAGUCUCAUAAACACAAAAAGGCUUCCCAUCAUGGCGAGGAAGACGAUGUUGCCGAAGAUGAGCUUACUCGUCGUAUUCGUAAGGAAGCUGCUGAAUUGCCCACUGCCGAAACAAUCAACGAGGAAGACUGGACUGUCGAUAUAAGUGAGGAAGCUGUGCGUGCUCGUGUUCAAGAAUUGGAAGGUAAUAUUGAAAAUGUGCUCACUUUGAAUGAUUCACGUGGAGAGGAUGAUGAAGCCGAUGCUCGUUAUGAUGAAUUUGGUCAAUGGUUGGAGUUACGACUUCCCAUGUCCGACGUAGACAUUUACAAAAAAAUGAAGGAAGAAAACAUUCAUCAUAAGAGCAAGGCAAUUGCUGUUUUGGUUCAACGUAUUAUUCGCCCUCCCUUCUUAGGCCAGUUUGAAAAACAUGCUGCUCUUUUCAAAAAGCUUUGCAAUACUGAUAAACAUGAGCGGGCAAUGUUAGGAGGUUACGAACGUCUCAUUGAGUCGACUAAGCUUCAACAUUUGGACUCUGUUUCCAAGGUUUUGUUGGAAAUUUAUGAAAAUGACUUGGUUUCUGAAGGAACGUUAAAAAAAUGGGGCGCCAAACCUAGCAAGAAGUACGUCAGCCGUGAAACAAGUAAGAAGAUACAGGAUUCCGCUCGUCCUUUUUUGAAUUGGCUUGCUGAAGCCAGCGAUGAAUCUGAGAGUGAAGACGAGUAA
This is a messenger RNA of Schizosaccharomyces osmophilus, 1152 nucleotides long. It is a transcript of the gene tif5, whose product is annotated as translation initiation factor eIF5, Tif5. The record is from RefSeq and is a predicted model, not a curated record. Gene Ontology annotation, cellular component: cytosol. The transcript has a single exon. Gene Ontology annotation, molecular function: GDP-dissociation inhibitor activity; eukaryotic initiation factor eIF2 binding; translation initiation factor activity. Gene Ontology annotation, biological process: translational initiation; formation of translation preinitiation complex; formation of cytoplasmic translation initiation complex. Bases 1 to 1152 code for a protein of 383 amino acids. Lineage: Eukaryota; Fungi; Ascomycota; Schizosaccharomycetes; Schizosaccharomycetales; Schizosaccharomycetaceae.